Molecule: messenger RNA, 333 nt
Organism: Hansenula anomala
Lineage: Eukaryota; Fungi; Ascomycota; Saccharomycetes; Phaffomycetales; Wickerhamomycetaceae
Gene: STF2
Product: ATPase-stabilizing factor family protein
Exons: 1
Coding region: 1-333 (110 amino acids)
Source: RefSeq, a predicted model, not a curated record
AUGACUAGAACUCAGAAAUGGACCUACCACGAGAAAAGAGCAGAGCCUCACAUGUUCACCCACAACGGCCAUCCAGAUCAAAACCCUCAACACACAAAGAAGAACGGUGCUGGUCGUGGUAACUGGGGCUCUCCAGGUGACGAGAUCAAUGACUUGAUUGACGACGGCGAGAUCCCUCCAGUCUUCAACAAGAGACGUGGCUCCAAUGCCAGUGCCCACGAGGUCAAGUUUGAUGCCAUCCAACAUUCACACGAUCAUAUCGAUGAGGAUGAUGAAGAUGAUUACUAUGACGAAGAAGAACAAUCAACUAACGAAAGUGAUGAAUCCAAAUGA